CGAGGCCAUGUCGGCGGCGGACGGUGCCCGGGAGGGCGUCAGGGAGGGCUCGGGCAGCGCGGCGGCUGGCGGCGGAGGCCUCCUCAACCGCUUUGUGCAGCUGCCGGGCAGGCCGCGCUCGGCGGGCAGCUUUAAAUAUAAACAUUUUGGAACUGUUUCCGAAGUGAAAUCCACCAUACAGAAAGAGUGACAGAAGGGGGGGGUCAUAAAGAUAUCCUAGAAAUAGCUUUUCUGGAAGGUUUGUCAUGUGGAAGGAUUGUCAUGCGUCAGCCUGCAGGCAGCAGUCCUCGGGCAGGCCAUAGAUCUCCACCAGCAAGAAGCGGCCAUCGUUGUGUGGCAGAUAAUGCCAACUUGUAUGUGUUUGGAGGCUACAAUCCUGACUAUGAUGAAUCCGGUGGGCCAGAGAAUGAAGACUACCCGCUCUUCAGGGAACUCUGGCGUUACAACUUUGCUACAGACACGUGGCAUCAAAUGGGCACUGAAGGCUACAUGCCCAGGGAGCUAGCUUCCAUGUCACUUGUAUUGCAUGGCAACAACCUGCUUGUGUUUGGGGGCACCGGGAUCCCCUUUGGGGAGAGCAAUGGCAAUGAUGUCCAUGUCUGCAACGUCAAGUACAAAAGAUGGGCUCUGCUCAGCUGCCGAGGAAAGAAACCCAAUCGAAUCUAUGGCCAGGCCAUGGCCAUCAUCAAUGGUUGUCUCUACGUGUUUGGAGGAACAACUGGUUACAUUUACAGUACUGACCUACAUAAGCUAGACCUCAACACUAGAGAAUGGAUCCAGCUGAAACCAAACAACAUGUCCUGUGACAUGCCAGAGGAGAGGUACAGACAUGAAAUCGCGCAUGAUGGUCAACGGAUUUAUAUCUUAGGAGGUGGAACUUCCUGGACAGCUUAUUCCUUAGAUAAGAUCCAUGCAUACAACCUUGAAACCAACACCUGGGAGGAAAUUGCCACAAAACCUCAUGAAAAAGUUGGCUUCCCAGCAGCCAGAAGAUGCCAUAGUUGUGUUCAGAUAAAAAAUGAUGUGUUCGUUUGUGGAGGCUAUAAUGGAGAAGUGAUUCUGGGAGAUGUUUGGAAGCUGAACCUGCAAACUUUCCAGUGGGUCAAGCUCCCAGCUGCCAUGCCGGAACCAGUGUAUUUUCACUGUGCUGCUGUCACACCAGCUGGCUGCAUGUACGUUCAUGGAGGGGUGGUCAACAUCCAUGAAAACAAACGGACUGGCUCUCUGUUUAAAAUGUGGCUGGUGGUACCCAGCCUGCUGGAACUGUCAUGGGAGAAGCUCCUGGAAUAUUUCCCUCAGCUAGCAGCUCUCUCCAGAUCUCAGCUUUUGCACCUUGGACUGACGCAGGGACUUGUUGAGCGACUAAAAUGAGAACAUCUCAUGCUUCUGUCCAAGACACACUAUGUUCAAGAAGCCCCCUUGCACCCCCUAUUUAUGGAUACCAUGGAUGGUCUUGCUAAGAACAUGGAGGAACCUGCUCAACGCCUUACUCAGCAAAUACAUUGAUGCCUUUCUAGAAAUUUUUACUUUAAGUUGUUGAAAAUCCACUUUUUAUUUAUGGAUCUCUAAAUUACACCAUUAAUUAAAAAUACUCUCUGGGACUAAUCCAUAACAUCCAGCCAUCAAACCAUCAUCAGCACAUGCUUGCAACUUAACUGGGGAGGGUGGGGAGCUUGGCGAAUGUCCAAGCCCAUGCUUACACAUGGUGCAUUCAACUUACUAUUUUCACAAGAUGUAUAUAACAGAGGACAUUCAGUGCAGAACAACAGCUGACCUGUUCUUUUGCUUUGGAUAACACUCAUCACCCCCUAAUGCCCAGCUGAGCUCUCCGUCUAUAGAAGAGAACUCCUUCUGCUUGAAGGCUUUGCAUGUGUUUCAUGGGCAUGUUUCCAUCUCUUUGAGCUUGAGAAGAUGGCUGGAAUGUCACAUGGGGCAGCGAGCAAAGCUUUGCCUGUGCAGUUUUUCUGGUGCAGUGUGCAGUUAUUUGAAACACCCCGUGUCUGUGUUCCUCACCUUUUCAUAUUGAAAGGUUUGCUUGGAAGACUGGUUAAAAGUUGCCAUUUAAUGGACUACUGUGUAGUUUACUCGGGGUGGUGAGGGGAGGGAAAAGGUUUUGCUGAAUCUUUCUUAACCCCUUCAGCUCACAUUGCACUCUGAACAAGCUAACAGCAAAAACUCACCCCACAGAUUUUAGAGCUGUCUUUUAACCUGCAGCGUGUCCUAUCCAUUGCUUGGGUAUGAGCCACCCAUGCCAGCUCAAGUGCUGGUUAUCAGCUUCUGGCUCUUAACAUGUACCUGUAAGAUUUUUGUUUUCCUUCCUCCACACAUCAGCCUUUUUCUAGUUAGCUUCGCAUUCCUCUGGGGGUGGGGGAUGUUAUUGCUGUGUGCAAGUGGCUGUCUGGGUCCUUGGAAGCUCAUGGAUCACUCAUCCCAGGAAACGCAGCAUCAAAAGGCGGUGAAACAUCUCCCUCUUGCUGGGAGCAGUGGUCAUCUCUGUACAGGCAGCAGAGGAAGGGAUAUCUGUCUUGUCUUGCUGUGCUCCACCUACUGUGAAGUUUGCUCUGGAGACUACGUGUAAGUGGCCAUUGAACUCUGAGCAGCUCUGGUUGGCUGGCAUCAGGUUUGUGCAAAAUCCUUUUUGUUUUAAGACCCAUUUUUAAAGUGCUUUUUUUUAAAAAAAAAAAUAAAAAAAAUCAGCUUUUCCUAGUACCUUCUUCCAUCAUCAGAGGCAAAGGUUAGACUUUGGCAUUUUAGUUUCUUUUUAGGAGAUUGCAUUUAUGUUUAAAUAAACCACAGUGUUGUUUUCACAUUGCCAAUCUGAA
Messenger RNA from Falco peregrinus (peregrine falcon), 2822 nucleotides. RefSeq names its product kelch domain containing 10 (gene KLHDC10). Gene Ontology annotation, molecular function: protein binding. The transcript is spliced from 10 exons. Bases 262 to 1371 code for a protein of 369 amino acids. The record is from RefSeq and is a predicted model, not a curated record. Lineage: Eukaryota; Metazoa; Chordata; Aves; Falconiformes; Falconidae. Gene Ontology annotation, biological process: positive regulation of stress-activated MAPK cascade.